This is a messenger RNA of Oikopleura dioica, 2988 nucleotides long. NCBI's taxonomy places the organism in Eukaryota, Metazoa, Chordata, Appendicularia, Copelata, Oikopleuridae. The record is from the annotation of a GenBank genome assembly.
AUGAAGUGGCUAAAGAAGAGAAAAUCGACCCCCAGCGAGCUGAAAAACGCUCCUUCUUGUACAAAAACAUUCGAUUCUGGCCUUGGCCGGACUGCUUCAACAUCUACUUAUGGCGAGAAUGAGUCAACAGCUGGAAGAGGGUUGAUAAAGUUGACCUCUGAGCUUUUCAUGGCUAUGGUUUCACAAAAAAAGGGCUUUCCGGAUCGAGAAAAAGUAGGUGAAAUCAUGGAAGAGAAUAUAAAACACUGGCUUUGCCGUUUGAUUCCAGCGCGGAAGAUGUUUGCCACAGCGCUGUUCUCAAGAAACAUGCUCAAAUCGUACUCAAUCCAAUCAAAUCGCCCCGCAAAUAGAAAAAUAGGCGAUCUUUUCGAAAAAAUUGUGAGCAAAAAAAAGUUUGACGAAUUAUCCGGCUCCCAACUCGAGCUGUGGGAGCUCAUUUUUGGCACCACCGGAAAUAUCGUCCUGGAACGAAGAAUGUAUCCAGAAGAGCGACCCUUGAUCCAUUCCGCUUUUCUCCGAUCCGUCAGCGGCUACGAGCGAAAAUUCGAACUGAAAGAGUCUCGCUUUAUCAAUGAAAUCUACGCUUCGCUUCCGACGUUGAUGAAGACUUCUCCGGAUCUUCAGCCGUUGGAAAAGACGAUAUCCGUUGCUGAGCCGGAACCGAAAUCGGUCGGUCUUGACCCGGUUUCUUCGCUGCAAACGGUUUCGGAGAGAGAUGAAUCGUCACUUUACUCGGACUUCGAUAGUGAUGAAGAGAUUGAAGUUGUUGAUCGAGGGACUUGGACUCUUCCAAAAGCCACGUGCGAUCAAAAUGUGCAGACCGAAGCAUCCGAUUUAGAUUUGACAUUUUCAUUUGGCGAAAUCAAGAGCGACUCGGAUCCCGACUCCGGCAUGCAGGAUUCAGAGGACGAUGUGAGCUUGUUUGCGAAAAUUGAGAAAAAGGCGAAAAAAAAAAUGACCAAAGAUACCGUCUCCAUCACUGGCCCAGUUAUCUUUAUCCUGAAAGCGCCCCAACCAACCCGAGCUUUUCUCCAACUCGAGUCCGGAAAAGACUUUACUCUUGGCUCCGGCGAAUCUGCUGAUGAAAAAUUCGAGUCCCUGGGAAAAGAGCACUUCAAAAUCUGCGGCGUGGAUCUCAUCAGAAGACUUGGAAACAACCAAGUUGCUGUUAAUGGCGUCCAAGUUUCCUCGACCGCGGUUCUUCGUCAUUCCGACAUGAUCACAUGCGCUGGCUACAAAAUGGUCUAUUUGAAUCCCGACUACGAUCCAAUCAAAGAAAACCAAAUCUGCGAAAACUCAAAUACCGAAUCUUGCGAAGAAGAAUUCUCGAAAAACUCGAAAAACACCGCCGAAAAACCGAAAAUUACCGCGAAAAUGAGCGCGGCCGAUACUCUUUGGCGCCGGCGACUGGAAGAAAAUGCGAAUAAAACGCUGGUCGAGAAGAAAGAAGUGGAGACUGAAAAUCCUGAUCGACCGGUGAUUCCGUUGACGGAUAAGGAGAUUCCGGAGAAGAGCAGGGCGAUUAAAUAUCAAAGUGGAAAGGAGUUCGAUAUUUUCCCUUCGGUCAUCAUCAAUCUCUGCCUCCUCCAUAGCCAGUCCCUUCAAACCGACGAGAAGGCAAUUUUCAUCGAAGCAGUCAAAACCUUGUUGAAAGAAAAAGAAACAGAGCUCGUCGGAAAAAUCGAAAAAUUCAAAACUGAAAAAGCCGGAGAAAAAACCGAGGCCGGAGCAAUCGGACAAAUGAUCGCUCGACUUCCAGUUCUGCAAGAGCUUUUUUACUGGUCGUCGAAUUCGGCCGAAAUCUCGAUUUUCUGGAAACGAGCGCUGUCGCUUCCAGAAUCAGAGAUUCUUCCCUUGACGAAUAUGACCACGAGAUUGGUUCAGAAGUGCGUCUCGCUGGCUUGCGACACGAUGGUCAAUCAUAUAGAAGAAUUGCUGACAAAGAGUCCUUUUGAAAUGAGUGUUCCUUAUGGAGUCAUUAGCGUUCUAGCAAAGGAUGGAACAUACACCGCGAUGACCGACACAAAACUGCCAAAAAGCCUCAUCAAAAGCGCAUUUAGAUAUCUUUUCACAAGAGUGGUAAAUCUGCUGAUGGAUCUGCUCACUGAAAACCCCUCGUAUUCCAAACUCGAGUGGUCUCUUGGCGUUCGCCUUCGCGGCAAUCUCGACAACUUGGCGAAAUGGGCCUCGUCCAAAGGGUUCGAAUCAGAGUUUCAAAAAGCGAAUACGAAAGUUUCCGAAGCGGCGGACUUGGUCGCUACACCUAGGGGACAGCUAGGCCAAAUUUGCUCGGCGGUGCAGUUGAGGAGAAGAUAUCCGAACUUGGGGGCUGGACAGAUGGCCAAGAUUCUCGCGAGAUUGAAUGAUACGGACACGGAAUUCGUCAAACCGAUUGCGCAGGAGCUGAACGAAUUGGCCUCCACACCAAUCAGUCGAUUCGGUUCAACAUUGAAAAACGAUUCAAAAGCUCAAAAAAUCUCGCUCUCUCCUCACGACAAGCCGCAAAUCAUGACUCUCCUCGACUCCGACGAAAUUCAGAGCUUCAUAAACAUCAUCACUUACAAAUUUGGGCCACCAAGAGCCGCUUGUUCCGAAGGAGUGACGAAAAAGAAACGAAUGCGAGCGAAAACGCCAAAGAUUGAAAUUCCAGUCUUUGAAGGGGGAGAAGAAGAAAGAGUUUCGAUUAGAGUGGAGAGCGAGAAUCAGAAACUAGGGUUGACGCUGACGUGUGGGCUCGAUACGUUGUUGAAGAAAAAGGGGGUGUUUGUCAGAUCGUUGGUUGAAAAUGGAGCGGCGGAGAAAGCGGGAAUGAAGAUUGGGGAUAGAAUUUUGAAUGUGAAUUACAGGGACAUCGAGAAUAUGGAGUACUCCAGUGCGAUAAAAGUCAUCAGAGACUCUGGAAAGACGCUAAAUUUGACGAUUUCGCGGCAAGUCGAAGCUGUUAAUCGCGAAAAACUGGCGGAAUUUAUUCUCAAUGACCUUAUUUAA